This is a messenger RNA of Nezara viridula (southern green stink bug), 953 nucleotides long. NCBI's taxonomy places the organism in Eukaryota, Metazoa, Arthropoda, Insecta, Hemiptera, Pentatomidae. The record is from the annotation of a GenBank genome assembly.
CUCAAAACUAGAUAAGACCUCUCACUAGUGAUAUGCUUUAGAAGGUUACAGAUAUCUCUUUGUCAAGGUGCUAUUGCACUAUGAGAAAGGUUGGAAAAAGUAUUUUUUAUGAGGACAGUGAAGAAGUGAAGCAAGAACCUAGUGAUGGCAUAGUGGAGGCACGCAACGCAAUAUUAGUAACAGAAGCGGAAUAUCUGGGUCAUUUGAAGGUUUUGACAGAGGCUUAUAUUAAACCAUUAACUCCGAUGUUGUCAGACAUUGAAUCUCAACAAUUGUUUGGAAACAUAGAAUCAGUAAUCAAGAGUUCUGAAAAGCUGGUUGAAGAACUGUCGAUGACGUGGACAUCAAAUGACAUGUAUAACGUAGUAGUUGAAGCAGCGGCUACUUAUCUUCACGAGUAUGUCCAAUAUUGUUCUGGAUUGCCGACGGCACUUUCUCUAUUAGAAAGGCUAUUAAAUGAGCGAGAAGAAUUCCGUGACAAAGUUUGUGAAAGUGAAGGGAAUGUUCGCGGAAUCGGACUGCAAUCUUGUCUUCUUAAGCCUUUCCAACGACUUACAAGACUGCCCCUACUGUUUGAACCCUUAAAAAGUGCAGGAGAGCCAGUAACGCCAGUUAUUUCAGCAAUUACAAAGUUGGUGGAAGAGUGUAACAACAGCGUCGAAGAGGUCUCUUGUACCCCUAGCAACUCAAAUAAUGAAAACAGUAGCUGUCGAAGGUCUUCCAGUUUCUAUGUAGAUUUAUAGAAUUUUUUAGAAAUUCUAACAUUAAACUAGUGCAAUAUGAAGAGUACAAAUAUUUUAGGAAAGAAAUGAUUAACGGCUAUAAAAAGUAAGUGUGUAGUCAAGAUAGAGGGAAAAAUGCAAGGAUAUUGCUAAUUAUAAAAAUAUGAAGUCACAUCUUUACCGAUCUUGGAAUAUAGUUUUAAUAUAAAAAAUCCUAUAAGAUUUUUUUUU